CCUCAGUAGUUUUACCAGCUAGGACAAGUGAAUCUGAAGAAAUUCUUCUCUAGGCUUGCAUUAUGGAAAAUAGCUCUCAAUCCAGCAGUCAGCAGGCUCUAUGGAAAGAUGUGGAGGUGGGGAAAGAGAAGACCGUGUACCGGAGCUACCAGCGAGGAGCCCUGAUUCUGGGGCUGGUUUUCCUGGUGUUGACCCUGGGCAUCUUCAGCCUUAGACACCUCUGGAGCCCAAGUCUGGGGAGGGUGUACAACCAACAUUAUCAGGCCGUGCUGGACGGCAUGGAAACAGACAGCAUCAUGGAGAUUGACCCCACCCACCGCAUUGAGAUCUUCAGGAUGGGCAAUGGUAGCAAUGAGGUCCUCGAGGUCCACGACUUCAAACAUGGAAUCACAGGUAUCCGGUUCGCCAAACAUCAGAGGUGUUACAUCAAGACCCAGACCAGGGAGAUUCCCAAAGUGACAGAGGUGGCGACCUUGAACACAGAGAUACCGGUGGGCAACACGGAGGGCAUGGACAUGCAGGUAGUGGGGGACUCUCAGGUGUGGGUGCCUGCUGAGGAGCCCAUCGCUAACCCAGCUUUCCUCUUCAACUCCAAGAUCUGGGAGAUAUGCCAGGAGCUACCCAUCUACUGGAUCCAUCCCUCCCCCAUGACAGAUGCUGAGUUCCACGAGGUGGAGGAUGAUGAGGACAUUCCUGAUGCUGAGGUCGGAGGUCACCGCGUCGCCCGUGACAUCCUGGACCAGGUUCCUGUCAACGACUAUAGAGACAUUGGAGUUGAGCUGGAUAGCCGUCUAGAUGACCGUGGCUACUGCUGCCAGCACUGUCGUCGUGGUUACCGCUAUUGCCAGCGCUACUAUGAGCCACUGGGGGGUUUUAACCCCUACCCGUACUACUACCAAGGAGGACGUGUCAUCUGUCAGAUCAUUAUGCCCUGCAACUGGUGGAUCGCCCGUAUGCUCGGGAGAAUAUGAUUGGAUGGUCAAACUGGAUUCACUAUGUUUCAGCUCACAUGAUAGGUGCAUUCACGUUAGGCUGGAUUUACACCACAUGAGGCGUAGCGUCCCAGCAACCACUUUGUGACUUCACCAUGUACAACACAGACUUUGGUGCUUGCCAGAAUUUGUAAUAACGAAUGCAACCCUUGCUACUCCCCAAUCCCUAUUCCAAAGCCUUUGUGAUAGCAAAACAUUUAUAGUACACAAUUGUAAUCCAUCCUGUCUCAAAAAUAAGCAAAUUGACUGGCAGUCUUGUCUUCAGUCUAAAUUGAGUUUUGGGAGCGUCUGGGCGAUAUCUCUAAGAUCUCCCGAGCUGUUACAUUGUGAAUGUUUACCUAGCCAUCAAAUUCUGGUUAUGUGGCCUUGUUGUGUCAGUGCACUGAAGUGCAAUUUUGCUUUCAACAUGUUUUCAAUCAAAGUGCUACGUUUGGCUGUUUCUCUCAUUGCUGCAUUUCUUUCUCAUUUAAUUUUCCUCUAUAUGUUUAUUAUAGGUGGCAUGUAACCGACAUUCUCUUGCUUGUGGAGCAGACCUGGGUUUAAAUAGUAUUCGAUUUUUAUCAAAUACUUUGAGCACUUGAUUGAGCCUUCCUGGAGUGACAGAGAGGGAAUGGUUUGCACUUUUCGGACUAUCCCAGUGGUGCGCCAUAUAAUCUCAGUCAAACUCAGUAUUUAACAAAAAAAUUAUAUUUUAACCCAGGUCUGCUUUGAAAUAUGAUAACCAAUAACGUAUAUAGAACUGUAGCCUGCUCACUCUGUCAACCCUUUCUAGACUUUAUCGGUUGAACAAAAAUAACAUAAGUCCUUUUUUUGUGAAUUAUGUAUUUUGACUAUUGUUACCACAGUUAGCAUGUUACCUUGAAAUAGUGUUUUUACUAUCAGAAUGAGUCUACUAAUUAUAAUAAAGCAACAUACAUGUA
Oncorhynchus masou masou (cherry salmon) is the source of this 1912-nucleotide messenger RNA. RefSeq names its product tenomodulin-like. Gene Ontology annotation, biological process: negative regulation of angiogenesis; negative regulation of endothelial cell proliferation. The record is from RefSeq and is a predicted model, not a curated record. The transcript has 7 exons. Lineage: Eukaryota; Metazoa; Chordata; Actinopteri; Salmoniformes; Salmonidae. Bases 63 to 971 code for a protein of 302 amino acids.